Messenger RNA from Bacidia gigantensis, 693 nucleotides. RefSeq lists its product as uncharacterized. The record is from RefSeq and is a predicted model, not a curated record. The transcript has a single exon. The coding region runs from base 1 to 693 and encodes 230 amino acids. NCBI's taxonomy places the organism in Eukaryota, Fungi, Ascomycota, Lecanoromycetes, Lecanorales, Ramalinaceae.
AUGUUUGAGCCUGACUUCACGACUACAAGGGAUCAACCUUCGAACCAAACGGCUGACCCAAUGGUCGCUACUGCCGCUACUGCGAAACCUUCGAGUAAAGACCCUUAUGCAAUAAGUCAGUCACCAUCAAUAGAUUCGUUCAUUCUAGACUGCCAAUCGCCAGCGAAGCAAGACUUCAGCCACACAAACCCAGACUUGCAACUUCAAUCAAACCGCACAGCCAGCUCAGAGGACCCUUUUGCAACCCCUGAGCCGAGUACGCCCCCAAGUCCGACAGCGAGCGUCAGUCACGGACCGCGUGAGCAGAGGCAGCGACGGCGACGGGGACGGCGACCUCACAUACGCUUGCCUGGUCACUAUCUAGGGCACUCAGAGUCUUCAGGCUCUUCAGAUUCUCCGGGCCCCUCAGAACCUUCAGGUCCCUCAGAUCCUCUGAAUUCCGCAAGAUCUGAAGAUUUGACAGGCGGCCCAGGCCGACGCUUUCUAGUCGUUAAAAAAUGGUAUCGCGCCACACAGGAGUGGCUAGCACGCCGAAAGUUAGCCUUUCAAGGCAAGCUUGCGCGUCUGCAAGCAAAAUACGCGCAGCUCAAAGAUCAUGAGCCGAAGGAUGAGCGAGUUUUUCUGCUAGCAGGUGGAAACGACAGAGUAAGGGGUGACACUCCUGAAGGUCCGGACGAUGGAGAAAACCUGUGA